AUGUCUCUAUACGGCCAAGCAGCUCAGCCGUUACACAUCAUCCGCAUCCGCAGCAUCCUCUUCAUCAGCCGCACGAUUGGCGCAUUCCGCCGCACGACGUCCUAUCUCGUAAGCCUCCGCGAGCUAUACCCACCCUUCCUUGCCAUCUUCUCGGUGCACCUCCUCUUCUGGAUAUUCUUGCUGUCUAUCGGCGAGAUGCAACGGUAA
Molecule: messenger RNA, 207 nt
Organism: Trichoderma citrinoviride
Lineage: Eukaryota; Fungi; Ascomycota; Sordariomycetes; Hypocreales; Hypocreaceae
Exons: 2
Coding region: 1-207 (68 amino acids)
Source: RefSeq, a predicted model, not a curated record